AUGAGAACCCUGCCUACCUUGGGUAAGAAAUUCCCCCUCAGCCGCAGGGGGACCGGCGGGGCUGGGGCUGGGGCUGUCCCGGACCAGCGACCGGCGGGGCUGGGGCUGUCCCGGACCAGCGACCGGCGGGGCUGGGGCUGUCCCGGACCAGCGACCGGCGGGGCUGGGGCUGUCCCGGACCAGCGACCGGCGGGGCUGGGGCUGGGGCUGUCCCGGACCAGCGACCGGCGGGGCUGGGGCUGGGGCUGUCCCGGACCAGCGACCGGCGGGGCUGGGGCUGGGGCGGUCCCGGACCAGCGACCGGCGGGGCUGGGGCUGGGGCGGUCCCGGACCAGCGACCGGCGGGGCUGGGGCUGGGGCGGUCCCGGACCAGCGACCGGCGGGGCUGGGGCUGGGGCGGUCCCGGACCAGCGACCGGCGGGGCUGGGGCUGGGGCGGUCCCGGACCAGCGACCGGCGGGGCUGGGGCUGGGGCGGUCCCGGACCAGCGACCGGCGGGGCUGGGGCUGGGGCGGUCCCGGACCAGCGACCGGCGGGGCUGGGGCUGUCCCGGACCAGCGACCGGCGGGGCUGGGGCUGGGGCGGUCCCGGACCAGCGACCGGCGGGGCUGGGGCUGGGGCGGUCCCGGACCAGCGACCGGCGGGGCUGGGGCUGGGGCGGUCCCGGACCAGCGACCGGCGGGGCUGGGGCUGGGGCGGUCCCGGACCAGCGACCGGCGGGGCUGGGGCUGGGGCGGUCCCGGACCAGCGACCGGCGGGGCUGGGGCUGGGGCGGUCCCGGACCAGCGACCGGCGGGGCUGGGGCUGGGGCGGUCCCGGACCAGCGACCGGCGGGGCUGGGGCUGGGGCGGUCCCGGACCAGCGACCGGCGGGGCUGGGGCUGGGGCGGUCCCGGACCAGCGACCGGCGGGGCUGGGGCUGGGGCGGUCCCGGACCAGCGACCGGCGGGGCUGGGGCUGGGGCGGUCCCGGACCAGCGACCGGCGGGGCUGGGGCGGUCCCGGACCAGCGACCGGCGGGGCUGGGGCUGGGGCGGUCCCGGACCAGCGACCGGCGGGGCUGGGGCUGGGGCGGUCCCGGACCAGCGACCGGCGGGGCUGGGGCUGGGGCGGUCCCGGACCAGCGACCGGCGGGGCUGGGGCUGGGGCGGUCCCGGACCAGCGACCGGCGGGGCUGGGGCUGGGGCGGUCCCGGACCAGCGACCGGCGGGGCUGGGGCUGGGGCGGUCCCGGACCAGCGACCGGCGGGGCUGGGGCUGGGGCGGUCCCGGACCAGCGACCGGCGGGGCUGGGGCUGGGGCUGUCCCGGACCAGCGACCGGCGGGGCUGGGGCUGGGGCUGUCCCGGACCAGCGACCGGCAGGGCCGCAGGCAGAGCGGGAGCGGCAGCGCCGGCUUGGGGCGGCUCCUCCCGUGCACAGCGAGCCCGGUCCCCAUCCCAGUCCCGGUGCUGCCCCGCUCCUCCGGCACCGGGAAACCCAGCGGGUGCCGGCAGGACCCAGGGCCGGGAGCAGCCCCGGUUCGGCCCAGGGGAGAGGGCCUGGGCCGCGAGCGAUGGUCAAGGCGGGGAGCCGGGCUGGGCUUGGGGCUCUGUGAGACGGCCUGUCAGGAAGGGAGGGCCUGGGGUGGGAGAAGCCGGGGAGAUAAACCGCCCCCAACCCGAGGGCCCCACCCUCUCACCCCUCCCCCAGAGAGGAAGAAGAGAGGAGAGGCGGGGAGAGGACUGGAGGGAGGUGGGGGAGCAUUGGGGGGCGGGGUGUGA
Catharus ustulatus (Swainson's thrush) is the source of this 1758-nucleotide messenger RNA. RefSeq names its product spidroin-1-like. NCBI's taxonomy places the organism in Eukaryota, Metazoa, Chordata, Aves, Passeriformes, Turdidae. The record is from RefSeq and is a predicted model, not a curated record. The transcript has a single exon. The coding region runs from base 1 to 1758 and encodes 585 amino acids.